This is a messenger RNA of Umbelopsis ramanniana AG, 725 nucleotides long. RefSeq lists its product as uncharacterized. The transcript has 2 exons. Bases 129 to 473 code for a protein of 114 amino acids. NCBI's taxonomy places the organism in Eukaryota, Fungi, Mucoromycota, Umbelopsidomycetes, Umbelopsidales, Umbelopsidaceae. The record is from RefSeq and is a predicted model, not a curated record.
AGCCUAUGCCUUAGCUAAUAAUUUUCUUGCGCUUACGUACUUUUAUCCCACAGCUAGUGAGAACGAACGAGGUUCUACCACAAGUUAUUGAACUACUAAGAGAAACACAGCAUCACUUGACUGGUGGCAUGUAUCAGGCUCGAGAGUUCAACGAUAACCCGGAAGAAAAAGUAAAAGAAAUCUUUCCCGCGGAAGCCUUCCAAUCUUUCAAAAAGGCAAUGGAAUUAUACCCACCGCUUCCCAGGAUCAAAAAGCCGGACGUACAGCAAAACGAAGAUUUGGGAAAUCUUUACCUCUCGAAAGCUACACGCUAUUUAAAAGAAAUUCGAACAAAUGUAGAGGAAACGGAAGCGGACUGUCAGCAAACCAUUUUUGAUAACGCAAAGGCAGCCUGUAAAUUGGAAAUCGAAAUUGGCAGAGAAAGAGAUCUUUUCAGUAAGGAAAGAGUCAAGAUCCUGUCUCAGUCCGUCUAGCUAGCUGAAUGGAAGGCUAGAACCAGUUUUCAAAUCGCAAGGCAGUGAAUGCACUAUUAGAGUUUUACCUAAGAUUAAUAACCACAUCUUGUCUCGCAAGCAUUGUUACAUGAUAGUUUUUAACGUCGCAUUGUUAUAAGUAAAAAAGAAAAAGACUAGCUGUAUUGAUUGGUUGGGCUAAUAUGGAUUUAAUUAAAGCAGUAGUAAAGGGUCAACUGGACUUGGUUAAGCAUGAUGCUUUGAUAGCCUGGU